AUGGAACAAUUCGACUUUGUAUUGAUUCACAAUGUUGUUUAUAAGCUAGCUAAUUCUGAAUGGUUUACAUUAAUUGAUAUUAAACAAUUCCUCUUGCAGAUUCCGUUACCUAGUGACAGUCAAAAUUUAAUUUUUUUUAGGGACCCAAAAACCAAUAUUUUAUAUGCUUUCAAAAGAAUGCCUUAUGGUCUUAAACCAACAACAGCUAUAUGUCAAAGAAUAUUGGAUCUUAUUUUAAAGGGUGAGGAAGAAAAUGUUAUCAUUUAUGUUGAUGAUAUCUUGGUACUUUCUAUUGGUCCUCAAUCUUAUCACUUGGAUAUUGUUAAUAUAAUAAUAUUAAAAUUGGAAAAUGCAGGUCUAGUUUUGAACAAAAAGAAAUGUUCUAUUGGUAACAAACAAACUAAAUAUCUUAGUCACAUUAUUGAAAAAGGAAAAUAUUAUCGUUGUGAAACUUCAACUAAAUCCAUUGUUGAAUAUCCUCGUCCGAAAAGCAUGAAAUCAAUUAAACGUUUUCUAAGCAAUGAUCAUAAACCAUUAAAGAAUGUACUUGAAUCUCGACCUCCUGCUUCUGAUCAUAUGUCACGUUAUAUUAUGGCAAUUAAUGAAUAUCAUCCGAAAAUUGAAUACGUUUCAGGUAAGAACAAUCAAGAGCCUAAAAUACCUCUUGCUCCUAUUGAUAUUAACCAACCUGUUACUCAUGAAGUUAACCAAACAAGAACUGACAACAUUGUUAAUCAAGCUGUUGGUGAUUUAUUAAAUGAUGAAAAUACUAGUCUCAAAGAAGUUUUUGAUCAGAUUGUAACUAAUUAUUUUGAUAAGAAGACUUCUUUACCAAAGCAAAACUUAAUGGAUUUAAUAAAUGAUUAUAAGGUUGAAUUGUUUGUUCCAGAACAAUUUUUGGGUGUACUACUAAAAAAUUACAAGGAUUCAGAGAUGGAAAAAACAUUUGAUUAUUGCAUUGUCGAACUUAUAGUCAUAUCAAUAAAUCUUGGAACUAACCCUAGUAAAAUUAAAACUCGUGUUAAGGAAUCAAGGAAAGAGCAUCUUCAAAACGCAGGUAUUAUGUCAAUGUUAGUAAUGUCAACAGUGUUCGAUAAUACACUCUUUAUAAAGUUAAAGAACAAAACAUUUCUCUCAAACAAGAUUGGAUUUAGACCGUUAAGUAAGUAUGAUAUUUCUUUAGAUGAAGAAGAUAGAAUUGAAGUAAGCUUGGGAGACUUGAAACCAAGUAUCAAACAAGAUUUUGUAAAAUUGUUGUCUACAGAGGUAAGAGAUUUGCAAAAUCACAAGUUAAAUCAGAAACGUUGUGGUGUUCCAAAGCAAUUUAGUGAAAAUGAAAAAGUUUUGGUAAAGAAUGUUUUCAAAAAGUCAAAAUUUGAUAAGGAAUAUCUCCGGGUGUAA
Strongyloides ratti is the source of this 1401-nucleotide messenger RNA. Its product is annotated as Reverse transcriptase domain-containing protein. The transcript is spliced from 4 exons. The record is from RefSeq and is a predicted model, not a curated record. Lineage: Eukaryota; Metazoa; Nematoda; Chromadorea; Rhabditida; Strongyloididae. The coding region runs from base 1 to 1401 and encodes 466 amino acids.